Messenger RNA from Moesziomyces antarcticus, 636 nucleotides. Its product is annotated as ER lumen protein retaining receptor. Gene Ontology annotation, cellular component: membrane; cis-Golgi network; endoplasmic reticulum. Gene Ontology annotation, biological process: endoplasmic reticulum to Golgi vesicle-mediated transport; protein retention in ER lumen. Bases 1 to 636 code for a protein of 211 amino acids. The transcript is spliced from 3 exons. Gene Ontology annotation, molecular function: ER lumen protein retrieval receptor activity. The record is from RefSeq and is a predicted model, not a curated record. Lineage: Eukaryota; Fungi; Basidiomycota; Ustilaginomycetes; Ustilaginales; Ustilaginaceae.
AUGAACAUCUUUCGGCUUGCAGGCGACUUUGCCCAUCUAGCAUCGAUCUUUAUCCUGCUGCACAAGAUGCAGCUCUCCAAAUCGUGUCGCGGCAUCUCGUUCAAGACGCAGCUGCUCUACACGGUCGUCUUCGUCACGAGGUAUAUGGACCUCUUCCACGAAAACUCGCUCUACCGCUUCCUCAUGAAGCUCUUCUUCAUCGGCUCCAGUGUGUAUGUGCUCUACUUGAUGAAGGUCAAGUUUAGGCCCACGCACGAUCCCGCCAUCGACACGAUCAAACUCGAAUACCUCAUGGGCCCUUGCUUUGUACUCGCAUUGCUGUUCCAUUAUAGGUUCGACUUUGUCGAGAUCUUGUGGACGUUCAGUAUCUAUCUCGAGGCAGUGGCGAUUUUGCCCCAGCUGUUCAUGCUCCAGAGGACAGGAGAGGCAGAAGCUAUUACGACGCACUACAUCUUUGCACUCGGAGCGUACCGCGCGCUCUACAUCCCAAACUGGCUCUACAGAUACAUUGCGAGCAACGAGGUCGACCCGAUCUCGAUCCUCUCCGGCCUCGUUCAGACCGGUCUCUACCUCGACUUUUUCUACGUCUACUUUACCAAGGUCAUGAAGGGCGAAAAGUUCGAGUUGCCAGCAUAG